Molecule: messenger RNA, 1593 nt
Organism: Fusarium redolens
Lineage: Eukaryota; Fungi; Ascomycota; Sordariomycetes; Hypocreales; Nectriaceae
Product: general substrate transporter
Exons: 6
Coding region: 1-1593 (530 amino acids)
Biological process (GO): transmembrane transport; carbohydrate transport
Cellular component (GO): membrane
Molecular function (GO): carbohydrate:proton symporter activity
Source: RefSeq, a predicted model, not a curated record
AUGACCGGCAGAUCUUUCACUGUCAACGGGGCAGCUUGCGGAGCUGAGGCUCUAGUGUUGGCCCUCAUCACCUCUCUUGGAGGCUUCCUGUUUGGAUAUGACACUGGUCAAAUCUCGGCUAUGCUUUUAUUCAGAGACUACGUCGAUCGCUUCGCUCAAACAGAUGAUGACGGUACCAAAUACUGGGUACCCGCCAUUCAAGGUAUCCUCGUGUCUCUUAUGAGCAUCGGAUGUCUUAUUGGAGCCCUAUCAGGAUCCUACACUGCAGACUGGUACGGUAGAAGAUGGAGUCUCACCAUUUUCGUCGUAAUCUUCCUCCUCGGCAAUGUCAUCCAAAUCACAGCCAUGUACUCAUGGGUCCACAUGAUGAUAGGCCGUCUAAUCGCGGGUCUUGGUGUCGGCGCCCUCUCAAUCGGCGUACCCAUGUUUCAAAGCGAGUGUGCACCACGAGAAAUCCGCGGCGCUGUCGUGUCAUCAUAUCAGCUCAUGAUCUGCUUCGGCAUUCUCAUCUCAAAUAUCGUCAACUAUGGCGUUCGAGAGAUUGAGGAUAAUGAUGCGUCGUGGCGAAUUGUUAUCGCUAUUGAGAUGGCGUUCUCGAUUCCCCUUGGUCUGGGAGUCUUGGCUUGUCCUGAGUCCCCCAGAUGGCUUGCUAUGAGGGAGGAUUGGGAUGGUGUGAGGACGUCGCUAGCGAGAUUGAGGGGCAUGAUGAGUGAUGUCAAGAACCCUCUCGUUGAGGAUAAUAUCCAGGAGAUGAGGGUCCUGCUUGAGGAGGAACGAAAGGUUGGGCAGGGAAGCUGGAUGGAAUGCUUUGGCGUGCAUAACAAAGCGCCAAAGGUGCUGUACCGGACUCUGCUUGGAAUGGCUGUUCAGUUCUUCCAGCAGUGGACUGGCGCCAACUACUUCUUCUACUACGGAGCCACCAUCUUCGAGUCCGCUGGUAUCGAUGACCCUAUCCUGGUUCAACUCAUCCUCGGCGCCAUCAACGUCGGAAUGACCUUCUUCGGCAUCUACUCCGCUGAAAAGUUCGGUCGACGCUGGCCUCUAAUCAUUGGUGGUUUGUGGCAGACGGCUUGGCUUCUCAUUUUUGCAUCUGUGGGAACAGCCAUCGAUCCCGAAGGCAGCAGCACGAGUGGAAUAGUCAUGAUUGUUUCUGCUUGCAUGUUCAUCGCCUCUUUUGCUGUCAGUUGGGGUCCCCUCGGUUGGGUCGUUGUCGGAGAAGUCUUUCCCUUGCGCACUCGUGCAAAACAGGCUUCGUUGGCUACUGCAAGCAAUUGGCUUGCGAACUUCCUCAUCAGCUUCCUGACUCCCUUCGCCGACGCCGGUAUCUCUUACGCCUUUGGCUACGUGUUCGCUGGGAUGAACCUGAUUGGUACUAUUAUCGUAUACUUCUUCCUAUACGAGUCCAAGACUCUCAGUCUCGAGCACAUCGACAUGAUGUACUGUCUGCCUGACCUCAAGGCAUGGGAAAGCGCGAAGUGGACACCGCCAGGAUAUGUCAGCCGUGAGAAGAAGGAUGAGUCGUACUUCGAGGAGAUGGCAGCUGGAAAGGAUGCAGAGAAGGUCGUUGUUCAUAGCGACAGCGGGGUUGAGUGA